Messenger RNA from Thunnus maccoyii (southern bluefin tuna), 3306 nucleotides. RefSeq names its product protein tyrosine phosphatase non-receptor type 6 (gene ptpn6). The transcript is spliced from 17 exons. Gene Ontology annotation, biological process: protein dephosphorylation. Bases 1302 to 3038 code for a protein of 578 amino acids. NCBI's taxonomy places the organism in Eukaryota, Metazoa, Chordata, Actinopteri, Scombriformes, Scombridae. The record is from RefSeq and is a predicted model, not a curated record. Gene Ontology annotation, molecular function: protein tyrosine phosphatase activity.
GUCCUAUUGGGGACCUUAGAUACACCUCUCUCACUCUCAUCUCCUGUCUUGAAUAAAUAAUACUAAUAACAAUAACUUUAUAUAUAUAUAGCACCUUUCAUACAAGAAAUGCAGCUUUAUAAGGGCGUAAUAAAGGCACGUAAAUGUCCCCAAAUACUUAAAAAACAAAACAUUGUCAUUGUGGGCAUGUUAGACUACUGACAUUAUUUUAUAUCUCAAAGAAAAGUAAGACGUCGGGCCGCUGUUUGGAUGCAUGCAUGGAUUCUACACCGCUCUGACAAAAUAUGUUCCUUCUUUGGUGUUUUCAUAAUGAUGGUGGAGAAUGUGUCCAACAUGUCGUUCCAAAAUAUCAGUUGGGAUGAGAUCAAGGCCAUAGCAUACGAGUCACAGCAUUUUCAUACCUGUCAAACCAUUCAGUGACCCCUCGUGACCUGAAUGAGAUCAUCUGCUUUCAUUACAUUUACAGGUUUUUGCUUUGUGAACGUAAGAAGUAAGUUUAAGUUUGUGCAUACUUAAAGCUGACUGAUACUCUGCUAGCAGUUUAGAAAAGUGUACAGUAAAUAUUCAAACAAAACCAAAAUUGGCAAGCAUAAAGAACAUACUUUGCAUGCAAGCCUCGAAAGAUAGAGAGGUGGAAAGAGGAGGAAUUUGCAUGGAAGCAAAUUUUGAUUUGCUGGAGAGCUGGAAAAGCUGAAAGGGAGAGCCUUUAUUACAUUGAAGAGAUCGUGAGAGGAAGAGCAGGGGAAGAAGGGGACAGGAACAGACGCAUUUACUCCCAUAGAUAGUUUAAGUCAUUAAGAAAAUUAGAGUAAAUUACAGGGCGGGAGGAUUGGCUAGGCUGGUAAUGAAGUCUGAUAUCUUAUCAUCAGAGUUAGAACCUAAACAUGAGGCUGAGUGCGAGUGAGUGACGGACGCAGAAAGUGGGAACAAGAGGACCUAACCUGGACUCAGUAAUGCUGUCGAUGUAACCUGACUCUUUCUGUGAGUCUUUUUGAGUUUUGGACAAACUCACAACACAAAGAGGAGGCUGGAUUCAACGCAUCGCUUCCUACAGAGGAGCCCAGACAGCCAGAGACCCUGAGUCCAGAGAGGAAGAGCCCCUACAAUGCCUCGUAGGAGUCGCAAAAGGAAGGAAGAGCAAGAGAGAACGACAGAGAGGAGGGGAGAGACAUACACAGUGCGACCGCCUCGGCGAGUGUCAGUUGUUUUCAGAGGCAGCUGAGAAGAGUCUGCACGUGCAGGUACAAAGUGACAAUCUUCACUCUCCUUCUCUUUUGUCCCAGAAGAGGUGAAGAGACAACAUGGUUCGGUGGUUCCACAGAGACAUCACAGGCCUGCAGGCCGAGGAGAUGCUGAAGAAUCGGGGCAUUCAUGGCAGCUUUUUGGCUCGACCAAGCAAGAAGAACGUAGGAGAUUUCUCUCUCUCUGUCAGAGUGGGCGAGACGGUGACCCACAUCCGCAUCCAAAACACGGGAGACUAUUACGACCUGUAUGGCGGGGAGAAGUUUGCCACCCUGUCAGAACUGGUGGAGUACUACACAGCGGAGAACGGCACCCUGCAGGACAAGGACGGCACCAUCAUUGAGCUCAAAUACCCCCUCAACUGCUCUGACCCCACCACAGAGAGGUGGUACCAUGGUCACCUGUCCGGGCCAAAUGCAGAGAAGCUGCUCAGUGCUCGAGACGAGCCGGGGACCUUCCUGGUCAGAGUGUCGCUGUCCAAACCUGGAGACUUUGUCCUGUCGGUUCUGACAGAAGAGAGGAGCAGAACAGGAGGGAAGAGGGUCUCUCACAUCAAGAUAAUGUGCCAGAAUGACCGGUAUACAGUGGGAGGCUCAGACAUGUUUGACACGCUGACAGACUUGGUGGACUUCUACAAACGCAAAGGCAUCGAGGAGAUCUCUGGGAACUGGGUGCAUCUCAAACAGCCGUAUUACUCCACCAGAGUGAAUGCAGCAGAUAUCGACAGCAGAGUGAAACAGCUGGACCAGACCACAAAGCAGCAGCAGGAGGGCGAGGGAGACAAGGCCAAGGCGGGCUUCUGGGAGGAGUUUGAUGCUCUUCAAAAGAUGGAGGCAAAGGUGAAGAAGAGCAGAGAGGAGGGUCAGAGACCAGAAAACAAGAGCAAAAACAGAUACAAGAACAUUCUUCCCUUCAACGACACCAGGGUCAUCCUGCAGGACACUGAUCCCAGUAUUGUGGGUUCAGAUUACAUCAACGCCAACUAUGUUACAAACACCUUGUGGGAGUCGACAGAUCACAAAGUUUACAUUGCCACCCAGGGCUGCCUAGCAACAACUGUCAAUGAUUUCUGGCAGAUGGUAUGGCAGGAGAACACGAGGGUGAUUGUCAUGACAACUAGAGAGGUCGAGAAAGGGCGGAAUAAAUGUGUGCCAUACUGGCCAGACCCUCAGAGCUCCAAGGAGGUGGGACCGUACGUGGUGACAUCUGAGUCAGAGAGAGAAGCUGCUGAUUACAAAGUCCGAGUCCUAGAGAUUGCUCCUAUGGACAAGCCCAAACAUUCCCGUACCAUCUGGCACUACCAGUACCUGAGCUGGCCCGACCACGGCGUCCCCCAGGAGCCAGGCGGCGUCCUCAGCUUCCUCACUCAAGUGAACACUAAACAGGCUGAAUAUCCUGACGCUGGGCCCAUGAUCAUCCACUGCAGUGCUGGGAUCGGUCGGACGGGCACCAUUGUGGUGGUUGACAUGAUCCUCGAGACCAUUGACACUAUAGGUCUGGAUUGUGAUAUUGACAUCCCAAAAUACAUCCAGAUGGUGCGAGAGCAGCGCUCUGGCAUGGUGCAGACCGAGGCCCAGUACAAGUUCAUCUACCUGGCUGUAUCCGAGUACAUACAGACCACCAAGGCCAAAGACUGCGCCUACAUGGAAACUGAGACGGAAUAUGGAAAUCUGAAGCUUAAACACCAACCAGCAAGCAGGAAGGUCUCAAAAAACAAGGAGGACGUGUAUGAGAAUCUGUCGAAAGGAAAGAAGCAAAAGUCAGACAAGAAAAGUGGUUCAGUGAGGAAAAGAUAGAAGAGACUGUGAGGUUUUUAUCAAAGAUACGUUAUUAUAUUUAUGCAGGCACUUGUUUGUUUAAGAAUCUGUCUUUCACUGGAAGCCUUAGACAGAAUAAAAUUAAGGUUUAAAAAAUGGAGACAAGGUAAAGCAUUGAUAUCUUAUAUGUCACAUGCUUUGUGAUGCAUUUGUUAAAAAUAAAGGCAGAAUGUGUGUGUAGACCUGUUGUUGUUUUUUAUGUCUGUUAUUUGAAUAAAGACGCCAUAAUUUUUGUGGAAUGAUUCAA